This is a messenger RNA of Myodes glareolus (Bank vole), 1493 nucleotides long. NCBI's taxonomy places the organism in Eukaryota, Metazoa, Chordata, Mammalia, Rodentia, Cricetidae. The record is from RefSeq and is a predicted model, not a curated record.
CCAUGGGAUUGGUAUCAUUUGAGGACGUAGCUGUGAACUUCACCAGGCAGGAGUGGCAGGAGCUGAACGCUGCCCAGAGAGCCCUGUACAGGGAUAUGAUGCUGGAGACCUACAGCAGCCUGGUGUUCCUGAAGCUCUGCGUAGCCAAGCCUAAGUUGAUCUUCAAUUUGGAACGUGGAUGUGGGCCGUGGGGCCGAGCAGAAGCUGCGUUGCGGAGCCACCCAGAUGUUGAUGAAGUAAGUGCCCUGAUUGACACCAGCAAGGAAAAUCCUGAGAUACAUUUGGGAUAGCUUGAAAUAACUGACCAAGACAUGAUUAAAGGAAAACUAAAGACUCAACCGGAAGUACAUGGGCCAAAAUCCCGUCAUGGUAGAGCACCUGUCAAAACACUUCACGAAAAGUUAAAGAAAAGCAAGACCCCUACAUCACACCGAGAUGGGAAACUCUACGAAUGUAAGGACUGUGGGAAAACUUUCUGUAAUAACUCAACCCUUAUUAAGCAUCACAGAAGAACUCAUAAUGUAGAGAAGCGCUUUAAUUGUACUAUAUGUGGUAAAACAUACCACUGGAAGUCAGACCUCACUGCUCACGAGAAAACUCACAACAAACUGGAGAGGACAUACGAAUGUAAGGAGUGUGGGAAAGCUUUCCUCCGUAAGUCUCAUCUCAAUGUUCAUGAAAGAACCCACACAGGCGAGAGGCCGCAUAAAUGUACGGAAUGCACGAGAGCUUUCUAUUACAAGUCAGACCUGACUCGGCAUAAAAAAACGCACUUGGGUGAGAAGCCCUUUAAAUGUAAAGAGUGCAUGAAAGCUUUUUCUCGCAAGUCAAAGCUCGCUAUACAUCAGCAAACUCAUACAGGUGAGAAGCCUUAUGAAUGUACAGAUUGCAGGAAGACUUUCUCCCAUAAGUCACAGCUCACGGCACAUAGGAUAGCUCACUCAUCCGAGAAUUUCUAUGAAUGUAAAGAAUGCAAUAAGUCUUUCCACUGGAAGUGCCAGCUCACGGCACAUCAGAAGAGGCAAGCAGGAAGAGGCUUCCUGCAGGAAGAACAGAGAACACUGCACGGAGAAGAGCAGGACACUGUGUUCACAGACUCCUUGCGUGACUUAUCUGUCCUCGGAGGCUCCACAGAGGUGGUGUCAGGGAGCUCGGGGGUUAAGAAUCUUGCUGUCUGGGCUAUUGCCAAGGGCCAGUCUUGGCCCGAGGGCCUGAAGCAGCUGAGGAGGCAUGAGCUGGUGUUUGUGGCUCCUGUUGUCACUGAGGGCUGUGAAGAGGCCUGUGGUCUGGGCCGCCAACUGGGGCCAGAAAUUGGGUCCUGCAUCGCGCCCAGGCAAGACAGUGGAGCUGGCCCUGGUGAUGAGAGUGUAGGUGAGCGGGACCUGAGGACCUGGGAGCAGGAGAACUGGCCCAGUUCCUUGCUUCAGGCCACACUGGGUGUGCUGGCCAAGGUAGCGCUGGCCAAGGCAGCGCUGGAGAGCUCACCUGGGUAG